AGGAGGCAGGCGCGGAUCGCAGUGGGCUCCUUCCCUCGCAGCCCCCCACCUCUCCCCCCCCGACCCUCGCUCCCCCCCCUUCCCGAUGCUCUCCGAUGCGGUUGCACCGCCGGGGAGGAGAGGAGGAGGAGGAGGAGGAAGGACAGCGAGGGGCUCGGGGGGAGCGGGGCCAUCCUGCGCGCUGCCGGCGGCGCAGAGCGGCGGGGCCGCGGGCGCGCAGCGAGCUCCAGCUCCGCGAGCGGAGGCUCAGAGGAUCCCCUGCUGACUCCAGGCAGAGGAAGGCAGAGGCACAGGCAGCUGCUGGAGGAACUGGGAGCCCCUCUCCCCACCGGGCUCCGGAGCCAUGAGCAGCGCCGUGAUCCUCGCCCACCUCCCCGACCCCAGCAGCAGCUUCAGGGAAGACGCUCCGCGACCCCCUGUCCCGGGGGAGGAAGGAGAAGCACCAUGCCUGCCGCUCGCCAGCUCGUUUCUCCCCAAAAGCCAAAGCUUCAAGGCCAUGCCGGUGCCUCCUGCCCCGCGCAGGAAUGAGAAUGGACUCGGGGAGCCGGAAGGCAGCGCGUCCCCAGACUCCCCUCUGGCCAGAUGGACCAAAUCCUUGCAUUCCUUGUUGGGAGAUCAAGAUGGUGCCUAUCUUUUUCGGACCUUUCUGGAAAGGGAAAAAUGUGUGGAUACCUUAGACUUCUGGUUUGCCUGCAAUGGCUUCAGGCAGAUGGACCUUAAGGAUACCAAAACUUUAAGAGUAGCCAAAGCUAUUUACAAAAGGUACAUCGAGAACAACAGCAUCGUCUCCAAGCAGCUCAAGCCUGCUACCAAGACCUACAUAAGGGAUAGCAUCAAGAAGCAGCAGAUAGAUUCUAUCAUGUUUGAUCAGGCACAGACUGAGAUUCAGACUGUGAUGGAGGAAAAUGCUUACCAGAUGUUUUUAACUUCUGAUAUAUACCUCGAAUAUGUAAGGAGUGGGGGAGAGAAUCCUGCUUACAUGAACAGCAAUGGACUGGGGAGCUUAAAAGUUGUCUGUGGCUAUCUCCCGACCUUGAAUGAAGAAGAAGAAUGGAGCUGUGCAGACUUUAAAAACAAAAUCUUGCCUUCGGUGGUUGGACUAUCCAGCAAGACACUGAGGGUUACAGCGAAUGUCAGAGCUACAGAGACGAUCGAGAACGGAUACAGGUCCUUCAAGAGGAACGAUCCCGUUAACCCAUACCACGUGAACUCUGGCUACGUUUUUGCCCCAGCGACCAGCGCCAACGAUAGCGAGAUAUCCAGCGAUGCCCUGACGGAUGACUCCAUGUCGAUGACCGACAGCAGCGUAGAUGGGAUCCCCCCGUACAGAAUUGGGAGCAAGAAGCAGCUCCAGAGGGAAAUGCAUCGGAGUGUCAAAGCCAACGGUCAAGUUUCUCUACCUCAUUUUCCGAGGACCCACCGUCUUCCCAAGGAGAUGACCCCGGUGGAGCCCGCUGCCUUCGCCGCAGAGCUCAUUUCCCGGCUGGAGAAGCUGAAGCAAGAGCAGGAAACCAUGGACAGUCUGGAGGAGAGGCUGCAGCAAAUCAAGGAGGAUGAGGAGAAGGAGGGCUCAGAGCUCCCCACCAGCCUGCAGAGCAGUCGGGAGAUGGUGAACCCACAGCACCAGCAGCACCCGCUGUCGCUCCUGUCCUCUGGCAGCUACGAGGAGGACCCCCAGGCCAUCCUGGACGAGCAUCUCUCUCGUGUGCUGAAGACCCCCGGUUGCCAGUCGCCUGGCAUGGGCCGGCACAGCCCCCGCUCCCGCUCCCCCGACCGCCUGCCGCUGGGCAAGCUGCAGCCCGGCGUGGCCUCGCCGGCAGCGUGCGCCUUGCUGGGUAAGGGGUUCAUCACCAAGCAGACCACCAAACACGUCCACCACCACUACAUCCACCACCACACCGUGCCCAAGACGAAGGAGCAGAUCGAAGCGGAGGCGGCUCAGCGGGUGCAGUGCUGCUGCCCAGCAGGCAGCGACUACUACUGCUACCCCAAGUGCAAGGGCCACCCGAAAAGCGCAGACCCUCCUCUGCCUCCCCUGGAGCCCUUUGCCAGGACGGGGACGGUGCAGAAGAGGCCGGGCCGAGGAGGGGAGAGCGUGGCCGUGGGGGACGCGGGGCUGCCGGGCCCUGGCGGGGUGCAGCUCCCGAGCGGCGAGGCGGACCGGGCACAGAACGUCUGGCAAUGGAUGCUGGAGAGCGAGAGACAAAAUAAGCACAAGCCCCACAGAACACAAAGCACAAAGAAGGCCUACGGCUCCGACUUCUCCAAGGGGCCCCCCGGCCGCCACCACCCGUGGGGCACCAGCAGCCACCCACGCGGGGCACAGCCCGCCCACCCCUUCGUCCAGGACCCUGCCAUGCCCCCGCUGCCCCCUCCCAACACGCUGGCCCAGCUGGAGGAAGCGUGCCGCCGCCUCGCCGAGGUCUCCAAGCCCCAGAAGCAACGAUGCUCAACCUCAAACCAGCAGAGGGACCGGAACCACUCCGCUGCCGUGCAGGGGGGAAACACCCCUUUCUGCAGUGCGAGCCUAGCGACAGAGGAUCACAAAGAGCCAAAGAAACUGCCAGUUCUUCACACCUCUCAGUCCAGUGAGUUGGUUGUCACCUAUUUUUUUUGUGGAGAAGAUGUUCCCUACAGGAGGAUGUUGAAGGCCCAGAGCCUGACACUGGGGCAAUUUAAGGAACAGCUGAGCAAAAAGGGAAAUUACAGAUACUACUUCAAAAAAGCAAGCGACGAGUUUGACUGCGGUGCGGUGUUUGAGGAGAUCUGGGAAGACGAAACCAUCCUGCCCAUGUACGAGGGGAGGAUCCUGGGGAAGGUGGAAAGGAUCGACUGAUGGCAUCUGCAUUUCUUCAGAAAGGGUCUUGGGACACACAACAGUAGUGGUGACAAGGAAAGAGGAAAAGAAAGAAACCAACCUCUGAAGGAAAGUUUGGAACCAAUGAAGAAGAAAAAAGAGGUGAAGUCUGUGAAGACUUUGCUGAAUUAGCCUUAGAGGGAAAAAAAUGGCAUUUAUUAUUCAUGAGCUGGGUACUGAGAUGAUAAAAAAACCCUGAACUAUUUAUUAAAAACAUGACCACUGUUGGCUAUUGGAGAUGCAGACUGUGUUUGAGAGACUUCCAUACAUAAUAUAUGAUUUCCUGGGGAUUUGAAAUCUAUGGACUAAGAGAAACUGUGUAUAGCUUACCUUAACAGUAAUCCCUAUUGAUAUUUAUUGAACAGUCUGUUUUCCCUUCAGUCCAGUUUUUUGGAUAUGCUGCUUUAACAAUGGAGAGGAGAGGGGCUGGGAAGGGGGGGAGGGCAGGAAGGACUAUUUUAUGGGUUUUUAUGUUGUUCCCACUAUCUAAAAUUGAGGAGUUUGGCUACAAACACCUGUGGGAUUUGCUUUUGUGAAGGGGAGAGGAGGGAAGGAGCGACGUCACACCCAGUAUUUCUCCAAGUGAAGAUAAAACUUUUCUACAGAAAUAAUAGUAGUAAUAAUAACAAAGGCCAAAAUAAAGAUGCUGUCCUGCCAUCCACCUAGAGACUGGUGCAUUAACCUAUGCUGCUCUAAUUUGAAAUAAAGGUCUUAAGCAUUAAAUAUGAUUGUUAGAUGCAAUGUAACAACAGCAACGUGUUAUUUUUUUGUCCAUGGAUUUCUGAGGUGAGGUGGUUUUGCUUUGCUGCUGCCAGAGGUGAGGGUACUACCCUAAAGCCUCUCUCUAUCCAGGCAAGGCAGAGCAAAACCCUGAGCCUGGGAAAGCUGUAGAAGAAGAAGCCAUCCACUUCCCAUGUCCAUACUUUGCACACCUAAAGGACAUAUUGCAAAAGACAGGUUAAAAAAGAAACCACCCCAAACCAGCAAAGCUGUGUGUAUGCCACAGAGGCAGUCAGCUAAUGCUCUUUAGCCAUUCUGCUUCAAUGUCAGCACCAGAGGGUUGUGGAGCCUGGUUCCUUGUGUGUGGUGAGGUUUAGUUUGGGUGUUUUAGAGCCUUCCCUUUACAACACCCAUGGAGCUGUGGGCUAAAGCUCUCUGCAGAGCUCCAUGUGCCUGUGUUUUGGGGGAACAGAGUGACCCUUUCCCCAGAGAGAAAGACCUUUUGCAUUUCUACAGUUGGGUUUUUGUGUUGAUUAAGUUAAUCUGUGUGUUCUGUUUGCCAUUGCUACUUUCUGUAAGUCAGUCUGUAUAUAUUGUAGAGAGAGAGAAAGAAAAAUGUAUGGUGAAAAUAUUAAUACACUAUCUCUAGUGUUUUUCCAAUGGAAUCAGUACAGUACCUGUGCCUGCAUGGUGUUACGAGCCCAUGCGUCGCCCUAUAUUCAGGGUUCAAGCUUUCCCUUGUUUGUUUAAGGGGUUUAUGUAUAAAUAUAUUUUAUGCCUUUUAUUACAAGUCCUGUACUCAUGACUUUUGCCAUGGCAUUUUGUUCUACUUAUACUGUAAAUUAUGCAUUAUAAAGAGUUUCAUUUAAAAGAAAACCCCACCAAUUCCUUGGUACAAUAAUUAUUGUAAUUAAGAGAUGUAGCCUUUAUUAAAAUUUUAUAUUUUUCAAAUGAA
This is a messenger RNA of Colius striatus (speckled mousebird), 4532 nucleotides long. It is a transcript of the gene AXIN2, whose product is annotated as axin 2. The record is from RefSeq and is a predicted model, not a curated record. The transcript is spliced from 11 exons. Bases 344 to 2836 code for a protein of 830 amino acids. NCBI's taxonomy places the organism in Eukaryota, Metazoa, Chordata, Aves, Coliiformes, Coliidae. Gene Ontology annotation, biological process: negative regulation of canonical Wnt signaling pathway.